Molecule: messenger RNA, 2023 nt
Organism: Aplosporella prunicola CBS 121167
Lineage: Eukaryota; Fungi; Ascomycota; Dothideomycetes; Botryosphaeriales; Aplosporellaceae
Exons: 8
Coding region: 241-1824 (527 amino acids)
Biological process (GO): glycolytic process
Cellular component (GO): cytoplasm
Molecular function (GO): pyruvate kinase activity; magnesium ion binding; potassium ion binding
Source: RefSeq, a predicted model, not a curated record
ACCCCACCACAGCCCUCAACCCCCGGCCAGACCUGUUGUUAGUUGAGAGCUUUGCCCGCGCCUGGAAAAAGUCAACGUCGAGAUAAAUUGAGCCGCUCCCCCUCCAGCUGUCAAAAAAGCCCUUCUUCUUGUCCCACCUCUUCCCUACCUCACCACACAAGCCCGGUCAGACAAAACACCUGUCCGGCCCCUCACUUCCACUCCGCUUCACCUCAAAUCUCUUGCACAUCAUCCGCAACAAUGGCCAACGCUCUUGACCACCUUAACGCUGGCCGUACUCGCAUUGAGUGGCUGUCGCAGCUCAACACCGAGUACCAGCCCGCUAGGAACUACCGCCGCACCUCCAUCAUUUGCACCAUUGGCCCCAAGACCAACUCCGUCGAGAAGAUCAACCUCCUCCGCAGGGCCGGUCUCAAUGUCGUUCGCAUGAACUUCUCCCACGGCUCGUAUGAGUACCACCAAUCCGUCAUUGACAACGCGCGCGAGGCCGACCGUACCCAGCCCGGCCGCCCCGUUGCCAUUGCUCUCGACACCAAGGGCCCUGAGAUCCGCACGGGUAACACCGUCGAGGAGAAGGACCACCCCAUCAGCGCCGGCGAUGAGAUCAACAUCACCACCGACGAGGCGUACGCCACCGCUUCCGACAACAAGAACAUGUACGUCGACUACAAGAACAUCACCAAGGUCAUUGAGGCCGGCCGUACCAUCUACGUCGAUGACGGUAUCCUCUCCUUCACCGUCCUCGAGAUCGUCGACGAGAAGACCCUCCGCUGCCGCUGCGAGAACAACGGCAAGAUCUCCUCCAAGAAGGGUGUCAACCUUCCCAAGACCGACAUUGACCUUCCCCCUCUCUCCGAGAAGGACAAGGCCGACCUGAGGUUCGGUGUCAAGAACAAGGUCGACAUGGUCUUCGCCUCGUUCAUCCGCCGCGGCAGCGACGUCAAGGCCAUCCGUGAGGUCCUCGGCGAGGAGGGCAAGGACAUCCAGAUCAUUUCCAAGAUCGAGAACCAGCAGGGUGUCAACAACUUCGACGAGAUCCUCAAGGAGACCGACGGUGUCAUGGUUGCCCGUGGUGACCUUGGUAUCGAGAUUCCUCCCGCGCAGGUCUUCAUCGCCCAGAAGAUGAUGAUCACCAAGUGCAACAUCGCCGGCAAGCCCGCCAUUUGCGCCACCCAGAUGCUCGAGUCCAUGACCUUCAACCCCCGCCCCACCCGUGCUGAGGUUUCUGACGUCGGUAACGCUGUCCUCGACGGUGCUGACUGCGUCAUGCUGUCUGGUGAGACCGCCAAGGGCAACUACCCCGAGGAGGCCGUCAAGAUGAUGCACAACACCUGCCUGCUCGCCGAGGUUGCCAUUCCCUACGUCAACGCCUUCGACGAGCUCAGGAGGCUUGCUCCCAUCCCCUGCCCUACCUCCGAGACCUGCGCCAUGGCUGCUGUCAGCGCUUCUCUCGAGCAGAACGCUGGCGCCAUCCUGGUUCUGAGCACUAGCGGUAACACCGCCCGCCUCGUCUCCAAGUACCGCCCCGUUUGCCCCAUCAUCAUGGUUACCCGCAACGCUGCUGCCACCAGGUACUCUCACCUGUACCGUGGUGUCUACCCCUUCCUGUUCGCCGAGGAGAAGCCCGACUUCAAGUCCAACCCCUGGCAGGAGGAUGUCGACCGCCGCCUGAAGUGGGGUAUCAUGAACGCCAUCAAGCUUGGUGUCCUCAACCGCGGCGACGCCGUCGUCUGCGUCCAGGGCUGGCGCGGCGGCAUGGGCCACACCAACACGUUGCGCAUCGUCCCCGCCGAGGAGGACCUUGGUCUUGACCAGGACGCGUAAGUGAAACUUCGAUAGCUCGUGCAAGCAUCGUUAAAAGUGGCUUUUUCCCUCGUUGUUCCUUUUCGCAUUAGAUGGGGUCGAGAAAUGAUAUUUCUCUCGUAUAGGAACCAGAAGAACAGCAACAGGAGCAGCAACAACAACAACAUGCCGGAGUAGAAAGAAAAAAGAAGGAAAAAACGGGAAAGGGCCGGCUACGGGC